This is a messenger RNA of Carassius gibelio (silver crucian carp), 1750 nucleotides long. Its product is annotated as activating transcription factor 7-interacting protein 2. The record is from RefSeq and is a predicted model, not a curated record. Gene Ontology annotation, cellular component: nucleus; transcription regulator complex. Gene Ontology annotation, molecular function: transcription coregulator activity; protein binding. The coding region runs from base 446 to 1561 and encodes 371 amino acids. Gene Ontology annotation, biological process: regulation of DNA-templated transcription. Lineage: Eukaryota; Metazoa; Chordata; Actinopteri; Cypriniformes; Cyprinidae. The transcript is spliced from 12 exons.
UCACUUCAGAACACAAGAUCCAGGAGGCCAAACCAUAGACAGUAAAAGAAACACCCCCCCAGGAUCUUGUGUUCUGCAGUGAGGACCAUCUCGCUCCAUCAGGGAAAUCCUCGAUUACUCCUUUUGUUCCCCACUAUCUACUCACUUUGGUUUUCAGUUAAUUACGAUUGGAUGACCGCUCUGACCGAAUCGUUAUUAAUCCCAUUCGAGAACGAAUCGUUUAGACCAGAUUUGUGAACCAUAGCAACUAAUUCACUAAAACGAUUCGACUCAAAAGAACCUUCCAUUCACAAUGCGGGCAUUGAUAAUGUUACCCACUACCUUUCGUAGCGGGACUUAUAUUAUUUAAAGAAACAGGAAAUCCCCUGUAGGGACCAUGCACACUAAGCUGAUCAGUAGCUAGGACGCGUUCGACACUCUGUUUAAGUUGGAAAGCAGUGCAGGUAUGAAAAGGUCCAGAUAUGAAGACGACUCUGGCACAAUACACUUGGUUCAGGAAAGUGGGCAGAAGGCGAACAAGCUCCCUCGAUCCGAGGUUGAAAAGAUGAUUUCAGAUAAGGUUGUGUCUGCAGUCGAGCAGUCAGACUACAAGAUGAAGAAUCUGAUGGAGAGAAUCAAUGAGGUGAAUGGUGAACCCAAAUACGAUGUCAGAAUCAAGAAACUGGAAGCCCAUGUAAUGAAGAUAAAACGAAGGGGAGAUGCCAUAUUUGCAUAUAUUAGAAAGUUCAGAUCCUUGGGGAUUUCUCACAGUCCGUCUCCUCCUCCUUUAAGUCCUUCUCCCAUGCAGCCACAGCAAUGCAUCUCUCCAGCUGAACUAAUAAACAAUAUAUCCAGAAGUUCAGUCAAUGGAGGGUGUUUCAGUAACAGCGCGUCAGUGUCAUCCGCAGACAAUGAUUGUGAGAUGACCACAUUGAGAAGACCAAAGAUGGGGUUCUGGCAGAGUUUGAAGUCUAAGAAUCAGAUUGUUGACCUUACAGAAGAAGACCAAGCAGACAGACUGAAUGAAGAGAGCCCGGUUACCCAACUAUCGGAUCCGAUAUUGGUACCUUCGAAACCAGAACAAUCAAAACCCUCAAGCACACCACCUAUAGCCAUUAAAGAAGAAAAUCCAAGUGGUAUGGAGGAAGACUGUGUCAGUUCUUCAGUACAGUUGGAAGAGGAGGACUGGCACUCAAAACUCCAUCCAUUCCCAGACACUCCAUUUCCCAAUGAGCUUCCAGUUAUUGCUGCCUCUUAUAACUUGCCCCAGAAGCCAGUGGUGAAACUAGCUCGGAUUGGAACCGCACAAGAACUAGGCAUCGCGUGGAACGUUGAUCAGAAAGAUCCACAUGUUGCAGAGAUGGAUUGCUACUUCAUUUAUGUUUCCCAUGAACAAAAAAAUGGCACUUUUUCAGGAUGGAAGUGCCUUGGAGAGAUCAAAGCCAUGCCUCUUCCUAUGGCCUGCAAGUUGUCAGACUGUAAAGGAGAUAAACGACUGUGCUUUAUCGUUGUGGGGAAGGAUAUAUUUGCCCGUUAUGGGCCAUACAGUGAAAUACACACUGUUACACCAGGACAAAUGUGAUUCUGAAAAAUAUUUGGAAUAUUUAAUGUUUCAGUUUCUUAUAAGAUAUUGAGUUGGGUACAAAUAAAGUUAAAGCUGCUGUUUUUUUUUUUUCACUGAAGAAAAUCCAAGUUUCAAAAAAGUAUCAGAGAGCCAUGUAAGUCAUUCUUCUUAUUUGAAUCUCACUAAAACAACAGCAUUAAGAAAGAA